Messenger RNA from Oryza sativa Japonica Group (Japanese rice), 3539 nucleotides. RefSeq names its product disease resistance protein RGA5-like. Lineage: Eukaryota; Viridiplantae; Streptophyta; Magnoliopsida; Poales; Poaceae. Gene Ontology annotation, biological process: defense response to other organism. The record is from RefSeq and is a predicted model, not a curated record. Gene Ontology annotation, molecular function: ADP binding.
UUCCUAAUCCUUUGUAGCAUCUGCAAGAAGUUGUAGCGGUUAAUUUUUCAGCACGCUUCAGCCAUGGCACACACCAUGGUGAGCGUUGCCACAGGGGUCCUGUGCCCUGUGAUUGGGAAACUCUCUACUCUAUUGCAGAUGAAGUACAACAGGCUGAAGGGAGUAGAUAGUGAGAUCCUCUCCCUGAAGGAUGAGCUAAGUAGUAUGAACGCUCUACUCCUGAAGCUAGAGGACAUCGAUGACCUCGAUAUCCAAGUGAAGGAGUGGAGGGACCAGAUCCGGGAGUUGUCGUAUGAUAUUGAGGAUAGAAUUGAUUAUUUCAUGUUCCAGGUAGAUGGUGAUGCCCACAGGCGUGAAAGCAUGAAAGGUUUCUUGCAGAAGAGCAUUCGACAACUGCGGAUGCUUCGAGCACGCGACAAGAUGGCUGAUCAAAUAAUAAAGUUAAAGGCUCGUGUUGACAUGGCGAGUGAACGUCGCAAGAGGUACAACUUUGAUGAGACCUUGUCAAGUUCAAUUGGUGUGGUGCCGAUCGAUCCUCGAUUACCAGCACUCUAUGUAGAAGAAGAAAACCUAGUGGGCAUUGAUACACCAAGAGUAGAGCUCAUCAGGUUUUUGACCGAAGGGGAUGAUAAAUUGCUGCAAAAACUGCAGGUGGUGUCUAUUGUUGGAAUUGGUGGACUAGGAAAGACAACUCUUGCCCGUCAAGUUUAUGGAAAAAUUAGUGGGCAGUUUGAUUGCCAAGCAUUUGUAUCAGUUUCUCAAAAACCCGACAUAAGGAAAAUAUUCAAAAAUAUACUGAUCAAUAUAACAGAGCUCGAUUACGGAGCUAUAGAUGCAUGGGAUGAGGAGCGGCUCAUCAAUAAACUCAGAGAAUUUCUCAACGAUAAAAGGUACUUUGUCGUAAUUGAUGAUAUCUGGAGCACAACAGUUUGGACAACAAUCAGAUGCGCUUUCUGUGAAAAUUACCGUGGCAGUAAAAUAUUGUGUACAACACGUAUCAUUUCUGUAGCUGAAACAUGUUGCUCGGCUGACUGCAAAAAUAUUUAUGAAAUGAAACCCCUGAGUGAUGUUUAUGCUGAAAAAUUGUUCAUCAAAAGGAUUUUUGGCUCUGAAGAUCAAUGUCCUGCUUAUUUGAAAGACAUAUAUAUUGACAUCUUGAGAAGAUGUGGUGGUUUACCAUUGGCAAUUAUUUCUCUAGCUAGCUUAUUGGCUACCAAACCACGCACAAAAGAACAAUGGGGGAGGUACAGAAAUUCUGUUUGCUCAGCAACUGAGAACGUUCCCAGUGUAAGCAACAUGCAGAGGAUUCUAUCUCUUAGUUAUAAUGACCUGCCCCACUAUUUGAAGACAUGCUUGCUAUAUCUAAGUACAUUUCCAGAGGAUGUGCUGAUAUUAUGGGAUCCAUUGGUAAGAAGAUGGAUAGCCGAAGGGUUCGUCACUGCACAAGGUGAAGGUGGACGAACUUUAGAGGAAGUCGGAGAGUGCUAUUUUAAUGAACUAAUCAAUAGGAGCAUGAUACAACCGGACGAAAUCCAAUACGACGGGCAAGCUCAUGCUUGCCGAAUGCAUGAUAUGAUUCUAGAUCUUAUUAUAUCUAAAUCAGUUGUUGAAAAUUUCAUCACUUCAUUUUCUCAUAAUUAUUUAUUGGGAUGUCAAGACAAGGUAAUUCGUCGACUUUCCCUCGACUGCCGAGAGCGAGAUGCUAUACUUCCAGCAACCAUGGUUCUUUCGAGUGCUCGAUCACUUGUUGUGUAUGGGUCCACCGAACACAUUCCACUUAUUUCAGCCUUCCAUGUUCUGCGCACAAUUGCCAUAGAAAGCAAUGAUAAACUGAAAAAUUGUUAUCUCAGGGAUAUAGGGAGAUUAUUUCAGUUAAAAUGCUUGAGGCUGAGAGAAGUAGGCAUAAGUGAGCUUCCUGAAGAAAUAGGCGAGCUACAAGAACUUCAGACACUAGAGCUCCAACGUACCCGCAUAAAAGAAUUACCCAAGAGCAUAGUUCGGCUGAAAAAUUUAGUGUUUUUGGUUGCUGAUGGCAUAACUCUACCAGAAGGAAUUGGAAAUAUGAGAGCUUUGCAGAAACUUAUAGGGGUGAAAGUUGAUAUCAGCAUCCCAGUGGAUUGUUUGCGUGAACUGGGUGGUCUGAAUGACCUGAGAUGUCUGUAUAUAAUAUGGUGUGUUAGUGAUGCAUACCCUGACAAGAAAACAUACACAGAUAGCUUUGUUUCUUGCAUCGACGAGCUGUGUACAUUCAAGCUUCGGUACCUACAACUUGGAUGUGAUGAUUCAUCUCUGGAUUUCAUGCUGGAUUCUUGGUCUCACCCUCCUUACCCGCUUUACAAUUUUCAGAUGAUCACUUACUACUGUUUCCCCAUAAUUCCAGAGUGGAUGGCCACGCUUUUUAACGUCGCAUUCCUGGACAUCAAUGUUACUUCUGUGGGGAAGGAUGUUCUUCGGAUCCUUGGGGACUUGCCUUCUCUCUUAUCUCUUUCAAUUACGACAAAAACAAUUGUAUCUGAAAGGCUAGUCUUCGGCAGCAAUGGGUUCCAAUGUCUGAAAGAAUUUGACUUCCAUUCAUGGCAAGAUGUCUUAGGUCCUUUAUUGUUUGAGGUUGGGGCUAUGCCAAAGCUCGAAAAGUUUCGGUUCAACGUGUGGGCACGAACACUAGGAUCUCUAGACAGCAACUUCUAUGAAGGCCUCCAGAACAUGGCUUGCCUCAAGAAUCUUGUCAUUGAGGUAGACUGUAGGGAGGCGAGGGCAGAACAAGUGGAGGCUACAGAGGUUGCUGCGAAGAAUGCCAUUGCAAACAAUCAUCUCCCCGAUCAUCUCAAUGUUCAAAUGAGACGAACCAACGUAGACAGGAUGAUAAAGGACACGGUCAUGGGCAACAGUGUUGUGGAACAGCAAGAGGAGACAGCAGUAAAGAUUCACUAUAACUGAAAACGUGUACUGUGGUGCAAGAAUUGAAUGGGAUCACUACUGUUGGAGGUAUGUCACGAGGACCUUCGACCGAGCUUGCCGAAACUAGUUCACAACCGCCAGGGCAAAGCAUGGUGGCAAAGUGCCGAUUGUCACAAAGACGAACGCUCAGCACGAAUGGCUAGGGGAAGCCAAGGAUGUUUGCCCCCUAGCCGAGGACCUUUGCCCCAGACCAAAAAGGGCUGAGGGACCGAAGUGACCAACCGACCAAUGGAGGCCCACCUGGUGGCCCAAGAUGAAGCGUUGGGUGAAUUGUUACAAUUACCCUCAUAAAUGUCUUUAUCAUAAGAGUAGUCAUAUAAAUUCCUUUGUAUUUAGUAACCCUAGGGUACAUGAGCUAAGUACUAAGCCUAUAAAUAGAACCCAAGGGGCAUGUAUUGGGGGAUCCUAAGAAAUUUUGAAUAUUGCACUACAACGGGCACCCACAUCUCAAUUGGGCGGCAACCCCAUCUGUGUCGGGCAUGGAGAGUAAUUACAUUUGAUGAGCUUUGUUGAUGACAUCAUCGAUUUAUGAUGUUUCUUUUACUAGAAAACGACAUAAAGUUUAGCCACACUUGACUAUA